Messenger RNA from Bombus terrestris (buff-tailed bumblebee), 3893 nucleotides. RefSeq names its product chorion peroxidase (gene cysu). The coding region runs from base 408 to 2801 and encodes 797 amino acids. Gene Ontology annotation, biological process: response to oxidative stress. The transcript is spliced from 17 exons. Gene Ontology annotation, molecular function: heme binding; peroxidase activity. The record is from RefSeq and is a predicted model, not a curated record. Lineage: Eukaryota; Metazoa; Arthropoda; Insecta; Hymenoptera; Apidae.
UCGGUCAGUAAGUCUCUAACCAACAAUCACUCGACACCGAGCACAUCCAGUCAGUGGUCACUGACUACAACGGACAGACCGAGUCAGUAGAAGUGGCUGACUAUCGUCGUACUGUCUAAGACAAAUGGUGACCAGUCGAAUUUGUCCGACCAGGUCUAUGGAAUUCGUCGUUUCGCCCCGUAUCGUCUUUCUUCCCUUCGUUCUUUCUUGAGAUACUUUGACACAACCCUAUCUCGGUUUUUUCCUAUCUUCGUCCGUGGAGGAUUAUUGAGAAUAAUCGUGGUUCGAGGAAAAAAGUGUGUCGAAAGUGCUGCUCGCGUUCGCCGGUUCUGAACAUUCGUCCUUGAACAUCUGCUCGAUUCGGUUUACUGGAGAUCGGCCAGCAACGUGGAGCACGUGGAGGCAAAAUGCACAGAUCCGUGAUAGGACGGACACGAUCCGCGAUAAUCGGGCUCUUGCUGCUACUGGCGACCUGGCGAAACAACGAUAGCUGCGACGGCCUGCAAUAUCAGCCGGUUGAGGUUUAUGCAAACGGCGAUGACUGCGCGUUGAUCCUCAGCGGGCCAGGGAGGACCAGCGUCUUCGAUUACACAUACAAUUUGCUACGUGGCUCCUUCCCAGCGACAGCUGGAUCGCAGACAUGCAUCACCUACGACGCUGUGAAUCGCGCCUACAUCGAAGCCAGAAAACGCAUCAAUGUGGCGCAACCCAAGAGCAAAAUGUGGCGACCGGAGGAUCUGGCUACGGUCGGCGAACUUCUGCUGGAUAUCAGUUCCAACCUUGCUCAAACAUAUGGACUAACUUUCGAGGAGAUCGAGAAGAGUCUACCUCUAAUCGACACUUCGAAGACUUUGAUCCGCGAUGUGUGCCCAGCUUUCCUAAGCAACGUGGAGUGUCGAGCUGGGAAAUAUCGAAGAAACGACGGUCUGUGCACGAAUUUACAGAAUCCAACGUGGGGCUCCACUUUAUCCCCUUUCCAAAGAUUGAUGAGUCCACGAUUUGCGGACGGCUUAACAGCACCUAGAAUAUCGGAAACAGGUCAUGAUUUACCAUUAUCACGAGUGGUGUCACGCACCAUGCAUCCUGAUGAGGGUUAUCACGAUCACGCUGGCACAGUCAUGGUCAUCGCCUGGGGACAGUUUAUGGAUCACGACUAUACGCUGACUGGCACCCCUCUAGAUCCCCUGAACCGAAACGACCCGGAGGAAUGUUGCCAUCGGCCACAACACCUGAAGAAUCCGUACUGCAACGAGAUCCAUAUACCGGAAGACGAUUAUUUCUACAGGCUAUUCGGCGUGAAAUGCAUGGACUUCGUUCGCGCCUUUCCAGCCGUUCGACCUGGUUGCAGACUUGGCUCCCGUGUGCCUUUUAAUCUUCUGACAGGUGUGCUUGACGGGAACACCGUCUAUGGUAUCUCGGAAUCAUUCGCCAGGAAGCUUCGCGCUGGUUAUGGAGGAUUGUUACGCAUGAACCCAGUGUUCUCCGAGUAUGGUUUGAAGGAUUUACUGCCACUCAAGCUGGACAUUCCCGACGAGGGCUGCACUCGACCGAAUCGAUCGAUGUACUGUUUCGAAGCAGGUGAGAUAAGAGUGAACGAGCAACUUGUGCUAACCUGCAUGCACACCUUGAUGGCGCGAGAACACAAUCGAAUAGCGAAGACCUUGAUUCAAAUUAACCCUCAUUGGGACGACGAGACACUGUACCAAGAGGCAAGACGAAUCGUUAUUGCUCUGAUUCAACACAUCACCUACAACGAAUUUCUGCCCAUUCUACUUGGUAAAGAUGUCAUGGAGAAAUUUGGCCUUCUUCUUGAGAAAAAUGCAUACUGGGACGGUUACGACGAAAGCGUGAACCCAGCAGUGAUCGAUGCUUUCGCUGCUGCAGCCUUCAGAUUCGGCCACUCGUUAUUGCCAACGGCAGUGGAAAGAUGGAGUAAAGCUCAUAAAUUUAUCGCCUCGAAGAGACUGUCAGACUUAAUUAGAAGACCGUUUGACCUGUACCGUGCUGGAGUUUUCGACGAGUACGUCAUGGGAUUGAUGAACCAAGUUGCUCAAGCUAUGGACGAUUCUAUCACGCAAGAAGUGACGAAUCACUUAUUCAAAAAAGUUGGAGCUAAAUUUGGACUGGAUUUGGUCUCAUUCAACAUGCAACGAGGUCGUGAAUUUGGUAUUCCAAGUUACAUGGAAUUCAGAAAAUUCUGCGGACUUCCGUGGGCAGACACCUUCGACGAACUACACGGUUCCAUGCCAAACGAGACCAUCAAACGCUACAGCUCGAUCUUCGAUCGUCCAGCUGACGUGGAUCUGUGGUCCGGUGGUGUAUCCGAGAGGCCACUUCCGGGUAGCAUGCUCGGUCCAACCUUCGCCUGUAUAAUCGCCACGCAAUUCAGCUAUUCCCGUCGUGGUGACCGAUUUUGGUACGAGUUGCCGAAUCAGCCAUCGUCCUUCACUCUCGAUCAACUAAACGAAAUUCGCAAAGUGCAGCUUGCUAGAGUGAUCUGCGACAAUACGGACCUGAUCGACACCAUACAGAUAUAUCCCAUGGUGUUGCCCGAUCAUGAAAUAAACCCACGAGUACCAUGUCGAAGCGGCGUGCUACCAAGCAUGGACCUGAGCAAAUGGGCGGAAUUCCCGACCGCGAAUCAAGCGCAAUACCGAUUGGUGGAGGAGCACUUGCUUGAUGUACCAAGAGAGCCAACGAGACCGGAAAAGGUGCGGAACCAAUACGACAGACAACAGGUUUUGCAACUCUUCUUUGAGAGCAUUAACGGCAUUGCUUCGUAUCUGGGAUUCAGAAAAUAAUCGCGCACCAACAACUAAGUAUGGAGCACCGAGGGUGAAUCACAAUCGCACAGAGAUUAUAUUUAAUUUUCUCGAACAGAGAGUAUAUUUAUGUUACUCAUUUUCCAUUUAUAUAUGUUCGAUGUCGAGAAAAAUGCUUGUGAUCAAUUUACAUGAUUUUAUAAUAGCAGAAGAAGUUUCUUUUAUUAUAAGUAUUUUUGUUUAGAUUAUAUAGAGUAAAUAAUACGCAUUGUCGUGUUAUCAACGUUGUACGAAGAGAAGAGAAAUAAAUUGUUUCGUUCACCCUCGUACUGUCACGCACAUUCGAGCACUUUAAGACACUGCCCAUUUAUAUUUAUGUUCUAUGAAAAUAUUGACAGAGUUGAUGAUAAUUCUAACGCAGCAAGUAUCAUACCAAGCACGUAGCUAGCAUAAGCAACACGAUUCAACACACAUUAUCAAAAUCUGCGAACAUAAUUUUAACUCCAUGAACAUCUUCGCAUUAAGAAUACUGUGUUUGGAUCCUUCGGAGCUAAUAUCGGCCAAACAACCUACUUAAGCCGAUGAAACUUCGAGCCAUAAAUAACUACCCUUUUAUAGGAUUCAACAAUCACUUUGGAGAGAGGGUUAACAACUAAUACACUAGCGCUGAAACACGUAGUAAUUUAUACGAUACUAUACAUAUUUUAUAUCCGUGUGGCUUCCUUCUUAUACGAUCGCGUAUACAAUUUAUCGAACCAGUACGUUCUUUUUCUAUCGUCGUUAUAGACGUACCACUUUUUCCCCAUCAUCUUCUACCCUGUCUUCGUUUAAUUGUAGUAUACAAAUAAGAGAAAAGGCGAAAUGUGGAGCGUGAAUCUAGCAUUUAUCUCAGUGUUUGCUUCAAGUGUUAUUGUAUUAUUAUAUACAAUGUAUAUACACGCGUGCACGAUGGCUCAUGGAAUAAAUUUCAUAUUACGGAAGACUAUACGAUUGUUUAAAGCGAAGAUAGAGAAAAAAGGGAACGGCGAUUUCUGAGCCACUGUACACUCGUACUCUUUUAGUUUGUAAUUGAAUUUUGUACAGUUUAAGUAUCGUGAACGAAUAAAGUCACAUUAACGAGAGUGCCAUUUA